Balearica regulorum gibbericeps (East African grey crowned-crane) is the source of this 954-nucleotide messenger RNA. NCBI's taxonomy places the organism in Eukaryota, Metazoa, Chordata, Aves, Gruiformes, Gruidae. The record is from RefSeq and is a predicted model, not a curated record.
AUGGCGUUAACAGAAUGGGAUUGCUUGGCAUUUUGUACAGAACCAGUUUGUGCAAGUUUAGCUAACGUUCUUGGCAGUUGGGACAACCUACCUUCUCCUUUACCAUCUGAUAUUAAAGAAUACAAACUUUAUGAUGUGGAGACCAAAUACGGUUUGCUUCAGGUUUCUGAAGGCUUGUCGUUUUUGCAUAGCAGUGUGAAAAUGGUCCAUGGAAAUAUUACUCCUGAAAAUAUAAUUUUGAAUAAGAGUGGAGCUUGGAAAAUUAUGGGCUUUGAUUUUUGUAUCCAGUCGACAAAUCCAUCUGAACAGGAACCAAAGUUCCCUUGUAAGGAAUGGGAUCCAAACUUGCCAUCCUUGUGUCUUCCAAAUCCUGAAUAUCUGGCACCAGAAUAUAUUCUCUCCGUGAGCUGUGAGACAGCCAGUGAUAUGUACUCUCUAGGAGCUGUUAUGUAUGCAGUGUUUAAUAAAGGGAAACCAAUUUUUGAGGUCAACAAGCAGGAUAUUUAUAAAAGCUUUAGUAGACAGCUGGAUCAGCUGAGCCGUUUAAGCUCCAGUACUCUUCAGAAUAUACCAGAGGAGGUGCGUGAACAUGUAAAGCUACUCCUAAAUGUAGCUCCAGCAGUCAGACCAGACGCAGAUCAAAUGACUAAGAUACCAUUCUUCGAUGAUGUAGGAGCAAUGACGCUUCAGUAUUUUGAUUCAUUAUUUCAAAGGGAUAACCUUCAGAAAUCACAGUUUUUUAAAGGGCUACCAAAGGUCCUGCCAAAACUACCUAAGCGUGUUAUAAUUCAGAGAAUUUUGCCUUGCUUGACUUCUGAAUUUGUGAAUCCUGAUAUGGUACCCUUUGUCUUGCCUAACGUUCUCCUAAUUGCUGAGGAAUGCACCAAAGAAGAAUAUAUCAGGCUCAUUCUGCCUGAUCUUGGUCCUGUUUUUAAGCAGCAAGAACCAAUCCAG